AUGGGACGCUCGCCUUGCUGUGAAAAAGCUCAUACAAACAAAGGCGCUUGGACUAAAGAAGAAGACCAAAGACUCAUCAAUUACAUCCGUUUACAUGGUGAAGGCUGCUGGCGUUCCCUCCCAAAAGCCGCAGGGCUGCUGAGGUGUGGUAAAAGUUGCAGAUUGAGGUGGAUAAAUUACCUAAGGCCUGAUCUCAAGAGAGGGAAUUUUACUGAAGAAGAAGAUGAUAUCAUAAUCAAACUUCAUAGUCUGCUUGGAAACAAAUGGUCUUUGAUAGCUGGAAGAUUGCCCGGUAGGACUGAUAAUGAGAUCAAGAAUUACUGGAAUACCCACAUUAAACGCAAGCUUCUUAGCCGUGGCAUUGACCCUCAAACUCACUGUCCUCUCAACGGCAACGCCACCACUGACACCACCAAGGAUCCGGCAACUUCCGCCCCGAAUACCACGGCGAAUAUGUCUUUGGACUUCAGUAACUCAGCACCAUCAUCAGAAAAAUCCACUUUCCUGAUCAAUGAGUCCGGUAACAAGUGCAUGCCUCCAACGGACUCUUCUAACGACACCAAAUGCAGCAGCGGCACCACCUCGGAGGCUCCGCCACCGCCGGAGGAAAACAUUAGACAUGCUAAUGCAAUUGACCUUGAACUAUCCAUAGGACUUCCUUCUCAAUCAAAGUAUAGAAAGACAGCUUCUUUCAACUCAUCUGCAGAGUCAAAGCUUUUCUUUGAUUUCUUGCAACCGGCGGCGACACCAUCUCCGAUGGCGCCGCUGGUGGCACGGCCAAUGAUGUCUUCUUGUUGUCAGUUAGGAUUUCAGAAGGGUCAGUUGUGUAGUAAUUGCGAAGGUAGAAUUGGUCUAUACAGAUAUUGCUGA
Messenger RNA from Fraxinus pennsylvanica, 870 nucleotides. The record is from the annotation of a GenBank genome assembly. Lineage: Eukaryota; Viridiplantae; Streptophyta; Magnoliopsida; Lamiales; Oleaceae.